Messenger RNA from Penicillium daleae, 1293 nucleotides. Its product is annotated as ribosome biogenesis protein NOP53. Gene Ontology annotation, molecular function: 5S rRNA binding. Gene Ontology annotation, biological process: rRNA processing; ribosomal large subunit assembly. The record is from RefSeq and is a predicted model, not a curated record. Bases 1 to 1293 code for a protein of 430 amino acids. Gene Ontology annotation, cellular component: nucleolus. The transcript has 3 exons. NCBI's taxonomy places the organism in Eukaryota, Fungi, Ascomycota, Eurotiomycetes, Eurotiales, Aspergillaceae.
AUGUCAACGUCGGUGGGUGCCCCCCAACAGUUCAAGCAGCCUUCCCGUAAGGGUAAGAAGGCCUGGCGCAAGAAUGUCGACGUCACAGAAGUGCAGGAGGGUCUGCGCCAGUUGAAAGAUGCUGAGAUCAAAGGUGGUCUGAUCUCGGAGAAGCCAUCCGAUGAGCUUUUCAUUCUCGAUACCACUGGAGAUCAAGAGGUUCGGCAAGCAAUUGCAAAGAAACACAAGCCGCUCAAGGCCGACGAGAUCAUCGCUCAACGGUCUGCCAUCCCCGCAUUGGACGGACGCAAGCGUGUUAAUUCGAAUGUUACCGAUGGAGUUAUCGAGCCCAAGACGAAGAAGCACAAGAAUGACUGGGUUAGCCGCAAGGAUUACUUGCGCUUGAAGCAGGUGGCCAGGGAAGCGAACCCUAUCAAUAAGAAGGGCAACAACGAGCUUUAUGAUCCAUGGGCGGAUGACGCCGAGGAGCCUACCGUCUACGAUGAUCCUCAAUUUGAUUUCCUGCGGAAGCCAAAGGCCAAGGUCGCCCCGGAGACCCUGAAGCACGCGCCAAUCUCCCUUGCUGCCAAUGGCAAGCCCGUUCCCUCUGUGCGCAUGCCCCAUGCCGGAACCAGUUACAACCCGGUGUUUGAAGAUUGGGAUCAGCUCCUGCAAGAGCACGGAGAGAAGGCUGUCGAGGCGGAGAAGAAGCGCCUUGAAGAGGAAAAGAAGGAGCAGGAGAGGCAACGAUUAAUCGCCGAGGCCCAGAACGACGACGGAGAAGUAAAGUCCGACGACGAGAGUGCAUGGGAAGGCUUUGAAAGUGAAUAUGAGAAGCCCGAGUGGUUGAACAAGAAGCGACCGGAGCGAAAGACCAAGACUCAGCGCAACAAGAUCAAGCGGCGCAAGGAGGCCGAGAGGCAAGCGAAGUGGGAUGAGCAAAAGGCCAAGAAAGAUGCUCAAGCCGAACGGAUCCAAGAGCUUGCCGAGCUCGCCAAGCAGAACGAACUGGAACGUGCCAACGAGUCUGAUGCUGAUGACUCGGAGGAUGGAGAUGAAACUACUCUGCGACGAAAGCCGUUCGGCGGCAAGCUUGCGCCACCGGAGAAGCCAUUGGAGCUGGUUCUCCCUGAUGAGCUGCAGGACUCUCUGCGCUUGCUCAAGCCCGAGGGCAACCUCUUGGACGACAGAUUCCGCACACUCAUCGUCCAGGGAAAGCUUGAGUCUCGCAAGCCAAUAACACAGGCUCGCAAGGCGAAGAAAAAGGUGACGGAGAAGUGGAUGUCCAAGGAUUUCAAAGUUCCUGGAUUUUAA